Oppiella nova is the source of this 815-nucleotide messenger RNA. The record is from the annotation of a GenBank genome assembly. Lineage: Eukaryota; Metazoa; Arthropoda; Arachnida; Sarcoptiformes; Oppiidae.
CGGCAGCCGCAGCCCCCGCACCCGCCGCCGCACCGGCAGCCAAGACUGGAUCCAAAAAACGGGCCCAAAGAACCGGAUCUAAUGUGUUUGCCAUGUUUACUCAGCAUCAGGUCCAGGAGUUUAAAGAGGCUUUCCAAAUGAUUGAUCAGGAUAAGGAUGGUUUCAUAUCGAAAAAUGAUAUCAGAGCUACUUUUGACGCUUUGGGCCGAAUUUGUACGGAUGCAGAACUUGAGUCAAUGAUCAAGGAGGCACCCGGACCUAUCAAUUUCACAAUGUUCUUGACCAUUUUUGGUGACAGAACUCAAGGAACUGAUGAGGAAGAAGUCAUUCUGAAUGCGUUCGCCCAAUACGAUGAGGGAAAUGGACUCUGCAAUGAAGACACCUUAAAACACGCUUUGGUCACUUGGGGCGAGAAGUUCAGUACACAAGAGUGUGACACAAUAUUAGCGGAGGCGCCGACCGAUGGCAAGGGAAACAUCGAUAUUAAAAAAUUCGCUCAAAUCUUAACCAAAGGAGAGGACGAAGAGGGCGCCGGAGCAUAAAGUGUUCAUAUUAUGGAUCCAAUUGUUGACAUCCUAUUCACUAAACUAAUUUGAUUUGCAAUAAACAAUAUUGUUGAUUAUCUGGAUAAAUAAUUCAUGUUAAUAAUUACUAUUUUCCCAAUUAUAACAAUUUAGAAAUACUGAAAGAUCUAAUUAAAACGAUAUCCAAUAAUAAAUUAUUGUGACAUCAAUUCACAAACCUAUGUAUAAAUACAGUAUGUCUAAUUCAGUCUAUCAUUAACUACAUCUCUCUCUCUCUCUCUCUCUCUCUCU